CAAUCAGCCGUUUUUCCGUCGGCCGUCACUUCGCCCAGCGGUCGCACAGCGGCUGCGGUACCGGCGCUUGACGGCAACGAUAGCGCGAGCCCCCACCGACAAAGAAACUCGAAGUCGGCACCAUGACUACGCAAGCCAAGGGACGAUUUCCACUCUUACCAAAAAUAGUAAAUGGCGGGAUUGCAGGCAUCAUAGGCGUCACGUGCGUCUUUCCCAUCGACUUGGUCAAGACGAGACUUCAAAACCAACAGAUCGGGCCAAACGGAGAGCGCAUGUAUCGCUCCAUGCUCGACUGCUUUCGGAAAUCCUAUGCAGCAGAAGGCUUUUUUGGCAUGUACAGAGGUUCGGCAGUAAACAUCUUGUUGAUAACACCGGAGAAAGCCAUCAAGCUGGCUGCCAAUGACUGGUUUCGCCAUGGUCUUUCAUCUUCAAGUGGUAAACUGAGCUUAACGCAAGAGAUGCUUGCUGGUGGAGGAGCAGGCUUCUGCCAGAUCAUCGUCACCACGCCCAUGGAACUGCUCAAGAUUCAGCUGCAGGACGCUGGCCGCACAGGUGGCGAUGCCAGCAAGCGCCUGUCGGCACGAGCAGUGGCCUUGCAACUCGUCCGCGAGCGAGGUCUGGUCGGUCUCUACCGCGGAACGGGGGCCACCAUGUUGCGUGACGUCACCUUCUCCGUCAUCUACUUCCCCCUCUUUGCACACCUCAACUCUCUCGGGCCCAGGAGGCCCGACGGCACAUCGGUUUUCUGGGCAUCGUUCCUGGCGGGCUGCGGAGCCGGCUCGGCAGCCGCCUUCCUCGUCAAUCCCUGUGAUGUCGUCAAGACCCGCCUCCAGCUUCUGAGACGCGCACCCGGGGAGGCCUCUUAUACAGGCAUCCCCGAUGCAUUUAUCCGCAUUCUCCGAGAGGAAGGGGUGCGGGCCUUCUUCAAGGGAGCCGGGUGCCGUGUCAUUGUCAUCGCUCCCCUGUUUGGUAUAGCUCAGACCGUUUACUUCCUGGGCGUGGCUGAAUACUUGCUUGGCAUGCAGAGAGCAAAGACAGCCUAGUCUGGUCCACAUACUGAAACUCUCGCUGCCAGAAACCUCUUCCCGACACAAAAAAAAAAAAAAAACCCACGAGGGCUUUCGAAUCAAAAUUUCCGCUCAGGCCUGUUUCCUCCUGCACAUCGACAGUGUGUUCCGGCUGCAGUGUACCCAGUUCACGUUACUCGGCGAGUUGCUUGACACGCGUGAAAUGUGAGCAACUGCCGAGUCAUCACCUCCACUGUCAACCCAAAGAUUUGUUGACAAACUGGGGGUUUUCAGAGAUUUUAAAAACUGAGAAAGAAAAAAAGAAAUGGCUUUAGUAGUGCAGAGGGAAUUAAUGUGCGUCUGCAUGCAGCGCACACGUAGCUAUAAAUCUACUUCUUCUCGUUGGAGCCUUUGUACAAGGUUUUAGAUAGAUUGAUGAUAGAAGUCAUGCCUCGAGUCACUUGAAGAGUUGCGGAAGCUGUUUGCUAUAUUGACAGUUUAUAUGUCAAACAAGCCAUUGUUGACGAAUGAUAGCUCGUAUUAUUGCCGCUUUUUCGAAAGGUGCAGUCGCAUUCCAUAAGUGUUCUUGUCUGUGGUAACUUAAAUGGAUACCGUCUGCUGUACGUGGCGUGGCAUAUCUGAUUGUCAUCUCAGUAUUCUGAGCAGUUGUAUUGAGCGCACGGCCUGAAUGCUAUGCACCAGAGAUGUGGACGAAACAUAUAUUUUGUGUCCAUAAUUUAAACUUUUUUAGCGCGCACAAAAGACAAGGACAAGCAAGAGACACACGAGCGCUAACUCUCAACUGUUUAUUUUUUCAAAGGAACGAUACAUAUAAAUACCCAAAAACCAGCAUAGAGCUUGUCUUUUGUGCGCGCUAAAAAAGUUUAAAUUAUGGAUCCAUACCAACUUGCCCAGUUAUCUGUCUUACUGAUAUAUUUUGUGACCCGAUGGUUGUAGUGAUUUCUACAAAUGUAGCCUGAAACAGUUGGCAGCUUCAUAUGUUACAUGACCUUCUACGAAGAAUUUUGGUCACUGAUCACAAACACGACUCCUGACCAAUUAUACAAAAAAUAGUCAACUUGUUGUAGACUUUAGCUGUUUUCUAAGCCAGCCAUCGCCUGCCUUGUCGUGUCGCGAAGUUUGUGUAAACCUCGCUCUUGAACAUGCCCUUGGGUUUUGUUUCACAGUUUUUUUACCUUUUAUUAAAAGCUUUCCUUUUUACACUAGAUACCGUUAAAUGCGAGGAUGGUUGGAACACUGCUGUAACCGCUGUAGUAUUUUUUUGCUAACUCUUUUGCAAGGGAAUUUUCGGUGGUCGGCGAACUACUUUGUUUCGUGCAUUUUGUCAGUUAUCAAAUUUUACGCUUAAUGUCUAACAUGGACAAUACUACAGCGUGAGCAAAUUCUCAGGUGUCUUUAUGCCAAACUCUUGGGGUUUAAAAAAUGGUGCGCGAAAUCUUUGAGAAACCUGAACUUCUGUAAAUUCUAAGCAUAUUGCCAAAAAUUUAGAGUUGCAUUUCACGACACUCUGCGCGAAAAAUGCGUUGUCUUGAUUUGAAUGCUUAGUGUUUGAAAUUAGCUUUUUUAUGCGAAAUCUGUGGAAAAACUUCCGACUCACACUUACACAUUUUGGUCAACAAACUAUAUAAUGAACUGAAAUGUCCUGAAAGCAAUGCACAUAAUCAAAGUGCCAUGCAAGAUCACUCUUUUUUUUCUACUUUGAAAUGAGUAUGAACAUAACAUUGAUUUGGGAAAGCACAUACAAAUGUAAUGUUUUGUAACUACGCCAUCCUUGAAUCGUGCAUAUUUACUCACUAGAAAGAUGAAUCUGCCUGCGUAAUACUAUGCCUGCCUAGUUUCACUACUUGAAAGAUGUUUUGUAGAUUCGUUUCCUCAAUUUAUGUUCCUGAAACUCCUUGGUUCAGUCCAAAAUGUAAAGCAAGCACAACGCUUUUGCGUCGAAGUGUUUCUCACAUGUCUUUUUUUUGUAGGUGUUUUGUAUACAAUGGAUAUUGGAGAAAUAUUUUGAUGAGCGAAACAAUGACAGCCCUAUUGCUUCUCAUUUGUAACAUGUUGCGUAGGUUAAAGAGCUUUUUAAAACUUUUCUGUUGCAUGUGUCUCUUGUUAAGCUGUAGACACAAGUCUGUACAUUUUUUGCCACCAACCCCUCCCGUUUCUUAAUGUAUAUAGUGGCAGACAGCCUGAGCAAUUAGUGGGACGCGUUUUGGUCCCAACUCAUGAUCCUUCUAUUUCGUGCUGACCUUUCUGUUGCAUUUGCGAAUUGUGUCCAGGAAUGCUGUAACAGUGAAUGUGAAAUAAAAAAGGUAUAUAUUCCUGUUA
Molecule: messenger RNA, 3347 nt
Organism: Rhipicephalus sanguineus (brown dog tick)
Lineage: Eukaryota; Metazoa; Arthropoda; Arachnida; Ixodida; Ixodidae
Product: mitochondrial glutamate carrier 1
Exons: 8
Coding region: 123-1043 (306 amino acids)
Biological process (GO): aspartate transmembrane transport; malate-aspartate shuttle; L-glutamate transmembrane transport
Molecular function (GO): L-glutamate transmembrane transporter activity; L-aspartate transmembrane transporter activity
Source: RefSeq, a predicted model, not a curated record